AUAUAUCCUUCACUACUUAGUUUUCAUAUUUUACCAAAGAGCCAAAUCAACAAUAUUUAAAUCAUCAACAUUCAGCUUUAUCAUAAAACAUCAGUUGGAUUAUGGAACUGACCAAUAGGUCAACCAAAAAUGAUUACAAAUGACAUUAGUUGAUUGGUGGCAUUUAGUAAGGACUAAUUUAUUUAUUAAAGAUUAAUGGAUUUGAUGCACUUUAUCACUGUUGAUGUGCAUUUCAAUGGAACAGUGCGCAGGAAUGAUUUAAAGUAUCAAAAAUUCUCAUAUGCAAUAUACUAUUCUUGUACAAAGUAAGCAUAUUUAAAGAUCUUAAAACGUGAAUUAUAUAGAAGUUCUUAAUUAUCCCUGUACAAAUAUUCCACAUGCACAUGGCUUUUAGUUAUAUGUUGAGGUUCUGAAUCCUAUCAAAAUAUAGUAAACAAGAAGGAUCUAAAAAUGUGCAGUAAUAUUACAUGCAUUUAUUUAAAUAAGGAUAUAUAUUAUGAAUGAACGAAAACAAUAUAUUCUUUGUUCUGUUGGCGCUUUAACAUUCCACGUAAUAUUGUGCAAACCGACAGCAGUUACAAAAAGUAAGGAUGUAUUUAUGAAACGAAAACAAUUAAACAUUUCUACGAAAACAUUUCCCUAAAACAACUAACUGGUCUACUCCAACAAAUAAUGCUGAAUACUACUAGAGCCUUUUGUUCUAUAAGGAUCCUGAUUCUUUGUUCUAUUGGCGUUUUAAUAUUCCAAGUAUUCAUACUACAUCAAAUAUUUUUCUCAAAAAUGAACAAUCCCAAUGGAGAGAAACAAAGGACUGGUAUUGAUGGACGUGCUGGGCAUUUUGAAAGAGUUAAUAUUGAGCCCAAUAAAAAUAAUCGGCAAAAUAAACAGGUCGUUGUUCAACCCCAUGGCGAGAUAUUAGAAGAAAGGAAAAGACAAGUUGAGAAGAUUUGCGAUACUCUAACAAAGAAUGCUCUAUUGAAUAGCAGUCUAGAUCCAAAGGAAUAUUAUGGGCAUAUUUACGUGGACCCAAUGAAAAAAAUCCUAUAUUGUUACACUCCAAAAGUAGCAAGUACUCAUUGGAGAGAGAUUCUAACUGCAAACUUUUACAAUAUGCCCAUUGAGGAACUUACUGUCAAUAUUACGGGGGGAGAUUGGAAACGGUGGUAUAAAGGCCACAUACUAACACCCCUUGGUAAAAUAGCUCCAAAUAAACGACAAUACAUCAUUGAUACUUAUUACAAAUUUAUGUUCACAAGGCAUCCCCUUGAUAGAUUUUACUCCACAUGGAAAAAUAAGUUCAUGGAAACGAAUGACUCUUAUUAUCGAGAACAUUUUGGUUCAGUCAUUCUUAAAAAAUAUCGUGAAAAUGCUACGAUUAAAGAUCUGUAUGAAGGUGAAGGGGUUCGUUUUGAAGAAUUUAUAAAGUUUAUCACAUUUGAAGGAAUCAGAUUUCGAGAUGAACAUUGGCAAAGUUUUUUUGAGUUAUGCAAGCCAUGUCAGAUUCAUUAUGACAUCAUAGGCAACUUUGAGACAUUGUCGGAAGAUACCAAUUAUGUGAUUGAAAAGACAAACUUGUCAAAAUACCAAUUUCCUCAGGUGAUUUCUAAAUCCACGUAUAAUAGGCAGACACUUUAUGAAAACAUUUAUAAACCAGACCUAAUCCAACUGUAUAAGAGGUUUAGAUUGGAUUUUGACAUGUUCAAAUAUACAAUGCAAUUAUCUUAAUGAAGUUGGAGUUAUCUUUGGACAUUAGAUCUACAUCUAUGUCUAUAGAACUGAAUCCUUGUAAAAGCAUAACUUUCAAUUGUACGACUGUACAAUGUAGAUUUGAUUUUGUGAAGUAAUUUUGAAAAAAUGUCCAUACGUUGGGAAAAUUACUUGUUAAAGGUUGGAGUGCCCAAGGAUUAUAAAUAGGAAUGUCAUCUCCAAUUUACAAUUUUUCUGGAACACUACCAAGCGUACCAAACGUCUCUAUGAUACAUGCUUAAAUAACAUUGUUGUUGUUGUCGUUGUCGUCGUCGUCGUCGUCCAACCGAACGAAGUUAUAGAUAAAGAGAAACUACCAAUCCAUUUGUUUGUCCGUCUGUUCGUUCGUUUGGCCGGGCAAUAACUCAAAUACCGGUUCACGGAUUUGGUUCAAACUUUAUAGGCUUAUGCCUUAUGGAUGUAGGAC
This is a messenger RNA of Owenia fusiformis, 2173 nucleotides long. The record is from the annotation of a GenBank genome assembly. Lineage: Eukaryota; Metazoa; Annelida; Polychaeta; Sabellida; Oweniidae.